Messenger RNA from Paraglomus occultum, 3036 nucleotides. The record is from the annotation of a GenBank genome assembly. NCBI's taxonomy places the organism in Eukaryota, Fungi, Glomeromycota, Glomeromycetes, Paraglomerales, Paraglomeraceae.
AUGAAUGCCGAAACCCGAUCCAUAUUCCAGUUAUACCUUCAGCAAGUACAUUUGUACGAGUCGUCUCUUAAAAGCAGAAGUGUAAUGAGCAAUUCCGUUAAGGAAAACAGAAACUUGAAAGAUCGUUCUGCAAUAAAAGAGGAGUUUGAAAACAUCCCGACAAUACCUGCGCUCGAUUUACUAGUCGGGGAUGUGGUCGAAGUGCUUAUGAAGGCCACGACGUUAGCAUUAGUAGUUUGUCUUCUUGCCUCUCUACAUGCUGCUGUAUGUGGUUUCUUAGUACGCUACACCCUGUUCUGGGAGCUCUUUUCUGUGGUCAGUGUGGCCUUCUGGGUAUCUUCACUGCGGCGGCUAUGGAAUGUAGCUCAAUUAGCCUCAGUAAUUAAAGAAGCCUUAACAGGAGCAAUAGUAAUAAGCGUAUUUCAUGUAAUGUUGCAGAAUCAAGAGGUGAAGGAAAAAUUUCAUCCGUAUGGCUCCUCGGUCAUGGAUUAUUUUCAAUUUGUUGGUCUGGGAACAUGUAUAGCAGCACCAUGUUUUUUGGUACUUGAUAAAAUACUAAGCGCAUAUGCUCGAGAGAAUUUUAGACGGCAGGCUCUUCUCUACGAUGAGCGUUCUAAGGCACGACGUGCAUUUUCUGAUACAAUAGAGCUUAUUAAAGAAAGAAAACAAAAUUUUUUGGACACUGCAUCCACUCUGCUGUGUCAUAACACUCAGAUGGCACUGGAAACGAUCGAGCAAUUAGCACCAUCCAAUUUUCUUUCCGGCUCGCAUGAGCAGUUGACGGCUUGUUCGAUACCUGUUCCGACGGCUUCCAUAGAUGCGGUGCAUACCUCACUCAAGGCUAUCGAAUACAUUUCAACACACAUCGAACGUUUAUCUAAGCUAAUAUAUGCUACACCAUCUGGUAUACCUUUGUCGGAUGUGAGAACUUGUUUUGAUAUUGGUCAGAUGGUGCAGAAUAUAGGCGAUGCAACAGCAGGCGGUGCUGCAGUUGCGCAAGUCGAGUUAAUAAUAUAUCACGUCGAUUAUGCAUUUCACCAUCUUAACGUCAUUGGCGAUGAAUCAGCACUCAGAUAUUCUUGUAUGUAUCUUCUAAAGCGUGUCAUGGAUCAAAUACAGCCUGGAGGCUCUAUCGAGUUGGGUCUUCAAGUACAGACGUCAAAUUACGGAGAAGUUCUGCCAGCGAACAAUCAGCCUAAUAGAUCACACGAUAAAUUCAAUUGUACGAUUGAAAUAAGCCAUGCAAUUAACCCGUCAGUCACUGAGGCAACAAGUCCCAAUCCAGCUAUCUUGUUGGCUAAUAACAUGUUGAGCGUCCUGGGUGCUACAUUGAUAACAGAGACUUGCGAUGGAAAGAAACGUUACUCUAUCAGUUUGGAGAUGGAUGCCGGUCCACCACCUGAUUGCUCACUUGUAGACGAGGAUACGCGAAAACGAAAUUCGUAUUCUGCCAUGUCUGGUGAACCUUCUAUCGAAGAGUUAAUCAAGUUCUCUCAGCGCCUACGUGGGUUAAGAGUUGCUUUAUAUGCGACUAGCAAGAGUUCUUUCGCUAAGCAUCUAACUAGUUGUUUGACCACCUGGGGAACUGACAUUUCGCAUCAUCCUGUGGGAGGGGAAGAAGACUUGGAGACUCCACGAUCAGAAACAGGGCAGUCAGAUUCAGCACCAAAUUCUAAAUCAUCGUCAUCAGCGCCCAAUACCACAGUAUCGAGUUCAACUACUAAAUGUGACAAAGUUGAUGAAAUACGCGCUCGCAAUGCACGGGUGCCAACAUUUAUUAUUAUUGAUGAUGAUGUUGAGGCACUGAGGCAGUGGCUAACUUCACAGAAAGACUCACAAUCUCAUAGGACAGGCGUUGUUAUGAACAAUAAUCGGCAAUCGAGAACUAAACAUCCUAUGCAAGUUCCAAGCCUCUCACAACCCAAUACAGCGAUCAUACAUUUUACAUCUUUAUCGAAAUAUAAAUUGGUAAAGGAUAUGAUUCAAACGGUCUUCCCUCCCACGGAUUCUAGAUCAUAUCCGCUACCUCAAGUACUGGUAAUUCCUAAACCAGCUGGUCCACGACGGUUUCUCACCGCAUUGCAUACAGCUCUCAAUAAGGUUGUAGUUGAUCCUGUCUUUAUGCCUAUAGCCACAUCGCCAAUGAGUCCAGGCCACCCAGGAUACAAUAGCGAAGCGGAGUAUAGCAAAGAUGUCACAGAACAGCCCACCAAUACAUAUUUUUCUAGCAGUGCUGCAGCCAUGUCUACUUCUUCUUCGUCAGUUGGAAGAUCACCCGGAAGUGGCUCAUCAAGUCCGAGGACGGGACCGGGAGGAGGCGUAUUAGUUAUUCCUAAGAAUGCUAAGCCACUUGGUGGUAUAUUCAUAAAAGGGGUGGAGAAAGAAACAUCGCUUAGAGUAGAAAACCUACAGGGAUCUGGAAGGGUAUAUUCAGAGCCUCCAUCGCCUGUUGUUGGUGGUGCUAUGAAAUCAGUCAACGGACCGCAAACUGCUUCUACACCAAUAAGCUCGCCAGUCUUACAAUCACCUAACGGUUUGACAAAUAAUCGAAAUAAACCUCCACCAAAGCCUAGAGAACCAGCAAGUAUUCCUAUCAAUGUAUUGAUAGUCGAAGACAAUCCAAUCAAUCAAAACAUCAUAAAAACAUUUUUGAACAAACUCAAGAUAAGACAUGAAACCGCUAACAAUGGGCAAGAAGCUGUUGACAGAUGGCGAAAUGGUAAUUUCCACAUUGUCUUGAUGGACAUUCAACUUCCAGUAAUGGAUGGGAUACAAGCCACCAGAGAGAUUCGUCGUUUAGAACAGUUACAGAACAUAGGCGUAUUGGACUCAAUUCCGAACUCAUCGCCUGCUGCAUCUCCGAAUUACGAAAUGCGCGCGCCCGUUAUAAUUGUUGCUCUGACAGCAUCGUCAUCACGACAAGAUAAAGAAAAUGCGCUCGCAGCAGGGUGCAAUGACUUCUUGACCAAACCUACUACCCAGCUUGGAGUAAGUGGAAAAAGGAUCAAGAACGGAAAGAGAAGGAACGAGUAUUAA